AAAAAAGCAUUUUAUUGCUCUGAGGAAGAAACUGUUACAGAUAGGAGCAACCAGUUUAAUCUAUCACUAAAUUCCUGAUAACUAUUAACAGUCUCUGUGAAGCCCACAGCAUGAGAAAACACUGAUUAAUAUUUAGCAGAGAUGUACUGAGUGCAUGAGAGUAUCAUGUUCAUCCCUUGAUGCACGGCUGCUGGGAAAGCUGCAGACUAGGAAAGAGCCUUCAGUGAAUGGGGUCACAUCCAUAUCCUCCGCUUCAGUGAAUUUAAAUAAUUGCUCAACCACCCAAUGACUGGGUAAAUGUUUGGCCUGAAAAUGGGAAAGCCAAAUCCUGGGAGGUGAUGCACAAUUCAAGUGCUAUAAACCAGCCCAGAUAGAGUUUCUCACAUCCCCACAGGAAUAAGCAAAAGCCUCAAACAUCUUCUUUAGAAGUCAUUGUGGGCUGGAAGGCUUCGAGCUGGAUGAGCCAAAAGCACGUGGCAUUGCCACUUCUGCUGAAUUAAGCGGCUGCACCUGGUUAUCUCUUGCAAGUGGUCUAGGCAUGGAUUGUAAUCCUGGAGUUUCAUUGUCAUUUCUGUACAGAAACGACCCGUUUUAUUCUCUUUGCCUGUCUGAUUUAAUGAGAGCUCCCCAAGGGGUGAGCAACCAAUUUUUGAAAGAGCAAAGGAAUCUAACUGAGUCAUUAAAGAGGAUAGAUCAUUGUCAAAUGAGCAGAAUAGGACAACUAAAUGAAGAGAAGAGACAGUUUGCUUUGCUGAUGAAGAGAAGACUGACCCCUAGAAGCAGCAGGCUUUUUUCUCUGGCAGGAGAAAGGGACUCCAUUAGAACCUGCUCUGCAAAGAAUUUUAGAGACCUGACAUCUGGAAAAAGCAGCACUGAAAGCUGUGAAACUGUGUCAACUGUUUCCAGCUACAGGACAGGUUCUACAGCUUCAAAGAGCUCUAAUAAUUUUGAGGGGAAAAAAUGGAGAAAUCAUACAAGUCACCUCAAUGUUCGUAGGGAGUACAGCACCACUAUGUUACAGGAAAAGAAAUGUCAGUAUGGAGAGACUGCACAACUUCUUGUAAGAAGCGAGAGCUGCUUCCCUAGCCUGCGAUCAGAAAACAACAAUGAAGCCCCCUUCCUCACUAGCAGAAGAAAUUUGUGAUGUAUGGGAGAAAGUGUGCUAGUGUGAUAAUACAUUUCUUGUGACCUGCCUGUCUUGUACUUGUCAAAAUGAUCACACAAGGGAUCCUCGCAAGUUUUUUUUUGAAAAAUACUGAGUUGUCUAACCAGUUUCACACCAUUUGAAGAUUUACUGUUUUAUGGGUGGGGCGGGGGGUACCCAAUAUAUUUUAUUAAUGGGGUAGCUUAUCAAGUUAACUUUUAUUGUGUUAUAGAAUGUCCUAGAUAUUUCUGCUAUAUGAUCCAUGGGGUUUAUUUUGUUACUUUUUUUAAAAAUAACUUUUAUUUACUUUUUUACUUGUUAUUAUCUUUCUAUUCAGGCCCUCUACUAUUCAUCUUCUAGUCUGCCAUUGAAAAACUGGCUGAUUGCUAUGGUAAAUUUGACCCAAGCAACCAGAUAGGUGCUAUAAAUCUAAACUAGAGAGCUGCUGAAUAAAAAGCAAUACAAAAAUUAAAAAUAAAAAUUGUUUCAGAA
Messenger RNA from Xenopus laevis (African clawed frog), 1636 nucleotides. RefSeq lists its product as uncharacterized. The transcript is spliced from 3 exons. The coding region runs from base 539 to 1144 and encodes 201 amino acids. The record is from RefSeq and is a predicted model, not a curated record. NCBI's taxonomy places the organism in Eukaryota, Metazoa, Chordata, Amphibia, Anura, Pipidae.